AUGGCGGAGCACUCCACGGCUGAAGGUCUUUUGGCCUUCUGGCACUCGUACCGUCUACUGUUCCUGGUCGCUCUCUCAACCGUCUUCGUGGGUUUACGAUUCUACCGCAAACUUCAGUCCAGAACGAAAACCACUGCCUCGUCUUCGGUUCCACCAUCACCCCGAAGCCAAUCCCCCGAAAAGACAGAGAAAGGCGUCUCGCUUGAGAGCAGCAACAAAGCAACGACACAGAAGGCUGAACGGCAACCCGCCGUGGCCAACGGCUCAGCAAGAACCACUUCAGGUCCGAAGAGAGUUACCGGUAAAAAGCCAUUGAAGGUUGCCGGACGACGAGGACUCACAGAGGAUGCGGAGCCCCUCGCCUUUAUCCAACCCAUCAUCUUUUACGCUUCUUUGACUGGCAACACCGAAAGAUAUGCCAAAAUACUGCUGGAGGAAUUGCGCGCUGCGGCCCAAAAGCGGGCUGAUUUGCAGGAUCGCGAGCGUGGCCUUCUACCCCCUCAGAUUCACGACCUCUCCUACGUCGAUCUCGACGACUACUUCACCUCUGCACCGAAGCCUCCGUCAAACUCACCCGGUACCGGCUACGUAUACUGCUUAUUGAUCCCUACCUACAACAUCGACAGUAUCCUGAAUACGUUCCUUGACCAUCUUAACGAGACUCAUAAUGACUUCCGCAUCGACACAGGUCCUUUGUCAAGCCUCGCCGGUUACUCUGUUUUCGGAUUUGGUGAUAAGGAAGGCUGGCCUACCGAGGAGGAAGGCUUCUGCUCUCAAGCCAAAGAGCUGGACAAAUGGAUGGCCAAACUAACGAGGCGUAAACGAGCAUAUCCUUUGGGAUUCGGUGAUGUAAAGAGUGACGCUGAAUCCUCCUUGAAAGAGUGGUCUCAGGGAUUGCAAGACGUCCUUUUUGACAUUCUCAAGAACGGUGGACUAGGAGAAGGCGUACCUGGCAGUGGUGAUCCCGUUGAGAGUGACGAGGAAUUGGACGAUGAAGACGCAGACAAGGACAAUACUCAAAAUGUCAUGGACUUGGAGGACAUCAAGUUUGGAGGUGAUCAGAAUGCGGCCGGGUCGCCAAUCCCCGUGGAUUUUACAACCACAGGAAAAUCUUCCUCUGGUCAAUCAACCGAGAAAGAGAUGGUCCCCAAGACAUCACCCACCUACGCUGCUCUAACAAAGCAAGGCUAUACGAUUGUCGGGUCUCACUCCGGUGUCAAGAUCUGCCGUUGGACUAAAUCUGCGCUACGUGGUCGAGGCUCAUGUUACAAGUACUCCUUCUACGGUAUUCGAUCGCAUCUUUGCAUGGAGGCUACACCGUCGCUGUCUUGCAGCAAUAAGUGUGUCUUCUGCUGGCGCCACGGUACCAACCCGGUCGGAACUACUUGGCGUUGGAAAGUGGAUUCUCCGGAGUUGAUCUUCCAGGGAGUCAAGGAGGGCCAUUACAAGAAGAUCAAGAUGAUGCGUGGCGUUCCUGGUGUGCGAGCCGAGAGAUUCGCUGAGGCCAUGCGCAUCCGACACUGUGCCUUGAGUUUGGUCGGCGAACCGAUUUUCUAUCCUCACAUCAAUGAGUUCCUGGACAUGCUGCACGCCGAACACAUCUCCAGCUUCCUGGUAUGCAAUGCUCAACAUCCUGAUCAGCUUGAAGCUCUGCGUCGCGUAACUCAACUAUAUGUAUCCAUUGAUGCAAGCAACCGUGAGAGUCUACGGAAGAUUGAUCGUCCUCUGCAUCGGGAUUUCUGGGAGCGCUUCCAACGCUGCUUAGACAUUCUACGGGAGAAGCGCCAUGUCCAGCGCACUGUUUUCCGUCUUACCUUGGUCAAGGGAUUCAACAUCGAUGAUGAAGUCAUCGGCUACGCAAAUCUGGUGGAGAAGGCACUUCCGUGUUUCGUCGAAAUAAAAGGCGUGACGUUCUGUGGCACAAGCACCACUGCUGGGGUUGGCUUGACCAUGCAGAAUGUACCUUUCUACGAAGAAGUUGCCCAGUUCGUCACUGCUCUCAACGCCGAGCUGCAGCGCCGUGGUCUGAAAUAUGGCAUCGCCGCGGAGCAUGCGCACAGUUGCUGUGUGCUGAUUGCCUCGGAACGGUUCUACGUCAAUGGCAAAUGGCACACUCGGAUCGAUUACGAUCGAUUCUUCGAGCUUUUGGAGAAGGAGAAGGCCGAUGGGUCGUCUUUUACCCCCGAAGACUACAUGAGGGAAACCGAGGACUGGGCACUGUGGGGUAAUGGUGGUUUUGACCCGAACGAUCAGCGUGUAUACACCAAGGGCAAGAAGAAGCAUAUGCAGAUUACGGCAGAGCCUUGA
Messenger RNA from Aspergillus lentulus, 2307 nucleotides. Lineage: Eukaryota; Fungi; Ascomycota; Eurotiomycetes; Eurotiales; Aspergillaceae. The record is from RefSeq and is a predicted model, not a curated record.